UUAAUUGAGCGUUAUCGCAGUGCUUCAGAAUGGGGUCUGCCGAUCCAGGUUCCCUGGCUGGCAUUACCAUCAAGGCUGUUGCAAGUGUUUUCAUCUCUGCAGCUUGCUCCAUCCUAGCUGAUCACCUAACAGGCUGCAAUGCGCAGCGAUGGCUGCGGUCAAAGCUGAGAUGGGGAUGGAAGAGGGCACCCCAUGAGGAGCGGAAGAAGUCUGCUGACGAAGCAAUCCACAUUGGUUAUGCAGACUACUUGCACAACACCUCUGGCACAAACACUCUACAUCACAAUCUAUCCGAAAUGGACAACGAGGAAGAUUGGGAAGAUUGGGAUGAGGAAGCAAGGACUUUGCACCAUAUGUUGCAGUUGGACGGACAGAGUGAUCGUGGAAACCUUGCAGCUGUUAGGGGCAAUUGGGGGGAGGAGGAUGACAUAAUGGAUGUCCUCAAGCUGGCGAUCCCAGUUAUGGAUUUUAGAAAAGGUUCAGACCUGGGCAUGCAUACCAGUCACUCUUUCAAGGAGGAGGAUUGCUCCAGCUCUGCAGACUCGUGCAGGGUGGCAUCUAUCACCACCAAGAGGGAGUUGGAAAGAGAGGGAAUUUGUGAUACCACCACCGUCCCAGUUGUCUCUGAUGCCAAGGCACCUUUGAUGGCUUUUUCACCUAUUUUUUUGUCCUCUUAUGCACCAGUGGGCACUGUUGAGCUUAUCGAAGCGGAGGCCCAGAGUCGCUCUCUAUCCUUGUCAGCAAAGGUAGCUCCCCUUAAAACAUGUGGUUUUCUUAAGCAAACAACAGAGGUGAGAAAUGUGGAGAACGAAGAGGAGGAGGAGAAGAAUUGGCCUUGUGAGCAGAAGCAGAAGCAGGAGGAAGAGGAGGAGGAGGAGGAGGAGGAAGAAGGAGAGAACGGUGAUGGUGAUGAUGAGAUAGGUGAAGAGGAAGAUGCAGAGGAAGAUGUGGAGGAAGAUGUCGCAGAAGAUGCAGAGGAAGAUGAGGAGGAAGAUGAGGAGGAAGAUGAGGAGGAAGAUGAGGAGGAGAAAGAGGAGGAGGAGGAGGAGGAGGACGACGACGACGAGGAGGAAGAGACCACAGGAGGAGGAAGAGAGGAUCCAAUAGGAAAGGAAGCACAUAGGGAACACGAGUUCGAGCAACUGGCAGUGACACUGGAGAACCUUGAAGAUGAAUAUAAUAAGAAAGUUGAGGCAGUGGCAGGAGAGACCUCCUUGAAUGAAGUAGCCGAGGAGAGGGAAGAGGGUGAGGGGGAGGCGGAGGCAGAGGACGAGGAGGAGGAGGAGGAGGGGGAGGAGGGUAACGAGAGAAUGCAAGUGGUUGUAAGACAAUUUCAAGCGGGAAACAAGAGGGUUCAUGCGCCAAAGGCAUGCUGGAAAAACAACAAAGGCGAAAGAAUGGCUUUGGGUGUAAGGGAUGGGGUGGAAGCUCUGCGAAUGGAAACCGCAGAUUCUUUCAGCGAUACAGAGCUUAGCCAGUCUGACUCCAUGAAGAACAGGCUUUCUGACUUCAUGGGCUCAACUGAUGAAUACAGAAAUGAGCACGCAAUGGGAGGAGUGGAGCGAGAGAAAGUGCAGAUGACACAGGUAAAACGCAACAUAACAGUACUGGAUUCUGUAGUGAACGGGCAGAAGGAACAUGCUGAACCUGCGCUGAAUGGAAUGACAGCGUCAAGGGCGAGUGGUUUGGAGGAGAUGCUAACAAUAGAAAGCCGGGGUGAGAGUGACAGCAGCGGCAAUGAAGUGAGGGUGGAGGUGAGGGAGGCAGCACAAGAAGAGGGUGAUGAUACCAACAACAGGAGAGCCGAACAACCAGAAGCGGCGUGGGUAACAAUCGAUCCACUGCUUCACGGAGCGGCAGCUGUGGAAGAAGAGACACUAGCAAGCAGGAGGGGUGAAACAGCUGUAGUUGAUGUGGUGAAGGUGGGCAGUUCCUUAACUGACAUGAGGGAUGUUGACAAAGAAAUCCACUCGGCGCCGUUGGCGGGCUUGCAUGACGACACUUGUGAGGACAAAGAAAAAGGGAUGGAAUUGGAUAAGGAAGAUGGUGCAGCCCUUGAUGAAGGUGGGCGCGAUGAAAAGGGCCAUGUGCAGUGCACUUCUUCGUCCUCGUCCCCUUUCUCUGAUGAGGAGCGAAGUGAUGGCGGUGGAGGUGAGAAUGGCAAGCAAGUGCUGAGGAUGACAAAGGAAUUGGUGAUGGGGAAUGCGCAGGGACAGAUUGUGUCAGAGCUAUUCCAGGGCAAGGCAGCGAUGCAGAUGCACACUCAAGAGGAGGUGGAGACACUGGGGGAAGUUGACCCGGGUGCCGUAGUGUGUGGAGAUGGGCCGUGCGUGCCAAAGACGGAUAAUCGUGAAGGGAUGAUAGAGAAAGAGAUGGUGGACUCAAAAGAGGGAGAAAGACUAUCUCAAGAAAGCAGUGAUUCUGGGACGCAAUCAGGGAUCCUUGAAUCCAAGGUCCUCAUGCCGAAGCGUGAGGUAAUUUGUACUGAAAGUUGCGAUGAUACUGCAGACCCGCCAGAGUUGGUGGACACCACAGCACAGAUUCAGGAAAUAAAGAACGUAAGUAGGGAAAGGGAGGAUGAGGUGGAGCAAGGGGCAGUCAAUCACGACGAGGAAGCUAGAAACAGGGAGCUGAUGGUGAACGCUAUGACCCCACCACAGCUGUCAAAGCAAGAAGACAACAGGAUGGCGGUCACGGAGUCCAGCAAAGAAGUUGAAGUGAAGGAGCAGCAGCAAGAGGGAGCCUUGGAGGAGACGAGAAGACAGGUGGUCGCUGCUAUAGACCUGUCAUCCACGGAUGAUGGAAGGGGAGAGCUCGACUCGAACUCGAAAGGUCCAAAUUUGCUUGAGGGGAUUCAAGUGGUGCGGAAUGUCGUUCAUAUGGAAGAGGGGGCGGACAAAGGUGGGGAAUCUCAGAUGUCGUCGACAGGUGAUUGUGGUAUGCGGGUGCUUUGCACUGGUGUUGAUAAUAACAAUGACAGUAAGAACUUUUUGUCGGUAAAUGAGAUGGACCUCCCGGCGGAGGGAGGGAGUUGCCAAGUGGUCCACUCUGAAAGAAAAAGGUUGGUGGUGGAAGCCUCUCUUCUUGCAGAAUUUGAGCUCGCCACUCAAUGCAGCAGCAAGAGGGCUAAGGAGAGUGAGGAGGAUGCAGGACCUCUGGUGAAGAAGAAGAAGAGGCGAGUUGUUGAUCGUCUUCGGGCAUCUGGCAUAAAGAUCAAAGGUUGUUCCGCAUCUCAUGUUCACGGCUGCAGCCACACCUCCAGCUCCGCUUUGGAGCAAAGAUCCUCCGUCCUUGCAACCCUUGGGCAGAAUGGGAAGCUGGGAACAGAGAAGCAGAUGGAUAGCCCCAUCAGCAUCCACGUGCGUCGUGUGGCCGGCAUGCAUAGCCAGGAGGCACAUGCGGACAACUGUGCCCAGGCAGCCUGCAGUUCUGUGGAAGUUGAGGGUGGUUCCCUUGCAACGAAUCAUAGCAGCCAAAGUCCUAAUCUUGUUGAAGCUCAGAAAUCUGGAUCUUUUGGCAAUGACGACGAACAAGUACGAGACUCUUCCAACUAUCCUCGAAGUGAAUCUGAGAUCGCAGUGUGUUAUCCCCUGAUGCCGCUGACGGCUAGUAGUCAAGAGCAGUCAGAGAAAGGCGAACGAGAGGGUGCUGUCGACGAGGAAAGAAUUGAUGAAGACGCAGCAGACAAUUGUUCGGCUGGCAAACUGGUGGAUGAAGAUGAGGGUGAGGUGGAGGCGUGGAGCAGCGGGAUGGACAAGGUGGAGAGAGAUGGGAACGACCGGGGUCCAAGCAACGACGAUCAUUGCUCUGAGAACUCGAUUGCCGAUGUGGUGGAAGGUGAAGAGGGGUCUGGAAAUUGCGAGAUCAAGGACAAACUGUUUUGCGGCGUGACACGAGAAGACGUACUGACCGAUAAGCAGAAAGAGACCAUGGAAACAGGGUGUGGUGACGAGGUACAUUCGGAGAACAGUCAAUGUAGUGUAGUUGCAGCAGCUGCCGUCAACCAGUUGGCAGGCAAACCAGAUUGCAACAGACUUGGCGACAACGAUCAAGAGACGGAGCUGGACAAUCAAGAAGUUGAUGUCCAUAGCGAAGAACAAGAAAUGGAAGUCUUGUGCGAGGACGGAAAUGGCUGUAAGGAACACGAUUCAGACGAAUCGUUCGCCGGUAUGCCGUUAUCACCUCAUGUUCAAUUUACGAUUGCAGGUGAAGUACAAAAGGGGAAGACUUAUGGCAGUGAGUAUUCAGCAACGGCAGCAGUUGAAGAAACCGAAGCACAAGUUGUACAAGUACAGAGACUGAAGCCAUUAGGUGAUAUGGAAGGCAGGGGUGAGGUGGCGGCGGUUCAUCAGACACACCACACUGAUGCCGGCGAGCAGAGCCAAAAAGCCCCUCCCUCCAGAAGUUGUGAUUCAGACAAGGUGGAGAGCGAGGUUGGAACGGAAGAGUCCUCUUCCAUUGGCAGGCAUGCCAAACAAGGAGAGGAGAAAUGUAGCAUCUCCUCUGAUGCAUCUACCAGGGAUGGUCUUCUGGCGGAACAAGCAUGCCAGCCAUCACAGCAUGGGUCAGAGCGCGGUGGCAAGCAGUCUGUGAGGAGUAAGGGAGGUAGCGAUAACAGCAGCAGCAUAACCGACGGUAAGGUUGUUUUGGAGACGCUUCCAACACCGUCAGGAUAUCACUUCCUUUUAUGUGCAUGUGAUGCUUGCAUCGCAAGUCGCAAGAGCGAUGUGGCUGGUGGUAGUGCGUCUGGGGGCAAAGGUGAGGGUGGAAAGGGAAGGACGAGCGGCAGUGAAGAAGUUACAUGCAGUGGUGUAGAGGCGAGAGCAAAAGGCGAUAGUGUAUCUGGUAGCACCCUUAAUUCUCCCCGGAUGAACGUUACUCCCUCUGAAGGCAUCAGGAACAACGGAAUCGCUGCCGAGGAGACUGUAGGGCUAUCAUCAACGGGCAGUUCCUCCGUGCUGCCUCCUCGCCCUUGUACCCCCCCGCUUACUCCCCCUUGCCCACCGCCUCCGUCAUCGUCUACCUCAUCUUCUUGUGGGGAGGAGCCUCAGGUGGAGCAGAGGUCUAUCCCUGAAGUGCCCCCCACACCAGAUGGGUACCACUUUCUAUUGUGUACAUGCAGCACAUGCGUUGAAAACCGGAAAAAGACAGUCGUACCACCAUCUGCGAUGCCCAAUACCAGAGGCAAUUUUCCAAGAGGAGGAAGGAUGGGGGGGGGGGGCAUGGGAGAUGCCAUGCUGAAUGCAAGUCACAACAGUGGAAGAGGACACACGCGAGGAAAUUUGCCUCAGGAUAUGAGGAGGAGGUGGUCAGGUGAUGGACAGGGCAGAGGCGGGUGUAGAACUACAAGCUGUCAUUCUUUUGACCACGCUGGAGGGCUAUCUGGUCCCGCGGAAUAUCCUCCAGGCGGUCAUCCGCAGGGAGGCAGACGAGGGAGAGAUGAGAUGAACAUGGGUCCCAAGCACGGAGUACACAACUCGUCAUCGGUCAGAGCAUCACACACAGAUGCUCCAAUGGCGCAGUGUCGGGAAAUGAGAGGAGGAGACGGAGCUGAGUGGGUGUCAGGAAGGGGGGGGGAUUGUGGUAGUUGCGUUGGAUCUCCAGGGAAUCUUGUGGGGAAGAAAUCUUUUCCCACAACAAGAGAAAAUCAUUCUAGUCAUCCUCCUCCCCCUGCAGCUGCCAAUGCUCCCGUUGUUCGCCAGGGCAGUGGCAGGGUGGAGAGGGAUUGGGGCGGUGCUCGUGAUCCAACAUCGUCUGAAUCAUCAGGGAGUAGAGUGCACAACCGAUUAGCAUCUCAGGAUCGUGUCGGGGAAAGACAUAGGGGUGAUCUUUUAGGAAGAGGAGCGGGUGGCUACGGUGGUAAUAUUGCGGGUUUCGUUCGAAGCCCUAAUGAAUUGAAACCUGGUUUUUCAGCAACAGGGAAUCACGUGCAGGUUGGAAGGGGGGAGGGGGGCAAUAGACCAGGCAGAGACUCACAGGGAGAAGCAAGUGUUCCAGCACCAGUGCCUGCGGGUGGUUGGUUUAAUUAUGACCAGCAAAUGAACGGCCAAUGCGGGAGGGGAAGAGAUAGGAGGGCAUCGACAGGAGGGCUUGUGGGUGGCGCUGCUCCACCUGCUGCUUGCGAACGUUCUGGGAAUGGGUCGGGAAUCAAUUUUCGAGAUCGGAUGGGGUCGAUGGACGGGAAGUUUGCUUCUCACGACGGGGGCCGCCCGCCACAUUUUGUCCAAGAGAGGAAAUGGAGGGGAGGAGGGAGAGGGGGCCGAGGUGGGUCCUCAUGGGCGGUGGCCGCAGAUGGGCUAGAGGAGAGAAGGUUUUCCGCUACGGGAAUUGCAGAUGAAUUUUACCCUCGACAGAAGGAAGCCGGCAUUGGGAGGAGCCCAAAUGAGGGCCAGGCACAAGGGAGGGGCGGGGUUCCAAACUCCACCAGCUGGAAUGGGAGCAGCGAGUCAUGGUACCCCGGCCAAGGUAGGUCAACGGCCGAAAGUCAAGGGCAUCGGCCACACCAACAUAAUCCGAAUCCCCACGUGCUUGCAGCCGGCAAUGGCAGACCAAUCCAGACCCACUUGGUGAAUGGAGGAGCACCAGAAUGGGGGGUAAGAGGAGGAGGAGGAGGGGGAGGAAGAGGUGGAAGAGGAGGAAGGGUAGGAAGAGGAGGAAGAGAAUGUGGGGAGCAAGGUCGAGGCCGAGGUUGAGGACCCUUGGGAUUGGGUGCCGGGUGCAUAGAACGCGCUCGCAUUCGUGGAGGCAAGGGAUAAACAAUCUGACCAGAU
Chara braunii is the source of this 6770-nucleotide messenger RNA. The record is from the annotation of a GenBank genome assembly. NCBI's taxonomy places the organism in Eukaryota, Viridiplantae, Streptophyta, Charophyceae, Charales, Characeae.